AUGCUGGCUGGGGGAUUCUGGGAGUGGAAGUCCUCCCCUCUUAAAGCAGGCUGGCUGGGGAAUUCUGGGAGUGGAAGUCCUCCCCUCUUAAAGCGGCCAAGGCUGGAGACGGCUGCCGAGGGUCCUGCGGCGUUGGGGCAGCGGGCGGCGGGCGCUUGGCUCUCCCAAAGCGAGGGGCCCCGAGCAUCCUGCCUGUCCCUGGCCGGAGGAGGUCGCUGCUUGCCGGCUUGCCGGGGCGGUGCUGCUUGCGAGGGCUGCCCGCUCCGCCUUCCUCUCCUCCUCGUGGCCGGCGAAGGGGCGGCCCUGGCCGGCCGGGCGUUGGGCAGGCUCGCCCUUGCGCACUCCAAACCCGGCGGCCGCCGAAGCCGCAACCGGUCCGGAGGAAGCUCCCGAACCUCUCUGGCGCAAAAGGCGCGCAAGCCCGGCGCCCGGCCGCCCAUGAGCCCGCGGGGAGCGCGGCGGAGACAGGCAGGAGGAGGCGGCAACGGGGGCGGCCGCCCACCUUGCGCCCCGGCCUGCCCGCUCUGCCCCUCCGGCUGGCCCGGCCACCCCGCGCCCAAGAUGAUCCCCCACUUCUCGGCCGACGCCGUCAUCUCGCAGAACGCCAUCAACCAGCUCAUCAGCGAAAGCUUUCUCACGGUCAAAGGCGCUGCCCUCUUCCUGCCCCGCGGAAAUGGGUCCUCCACCCCCAGGGUCAACCACCGGCGGAACAAGCACGCAGGUGACCUUCAGCAACACCUCCAAGCCAUGUUCAUGAUCCUGCGACCUGAAGAUUACAUCCGACUGGCGGUGAGGCUGGAAAGCAGCUAUCAAAACCGCAUGCGCUACAUGGUGGUGGUCUCGACGAACGGCCGGCAGGACACGGAAGAGAGCAUCGUCCUGGGGGUGGACUUCUCAUCUAAUGACAGCACCAUUUGCACAAUGGGGCUGGUCCUGCCCCUCUGGAGCGAUGCCCUCAUCCAUUUGGACGGCGAUGGGGGCUUCAGCGUUUCCACCGACAAUCGGAUCCACAUCUUCAAACCGGUGUCCGUGCAGGCUAUGUGGUCUGCCCUGCAGAGCCUUCACAAAGCCUGCGAAGUGGCCCGGAUCCACAACUACUACCCCGGCAGUCUUUUCCUCACCUGGGUCAGCUACUACGAGAGCCACAUCAAUUCCGACCAGUCCUCGGUCAACGAGUGGAACGCCAUGCAAGAUGUCCAGUCCCACCGUCCGGAUUCCCCAGCGCUCUUUACGGAUGUCCCCACGGAGCGCGAGCGGACGGAGCGCCUGAUCAAGACCAAACUCCGAGAGAUCAUGAUGCAGAAGGAUCUGGAGAACAUCACCUCCAAGGAGAUCCGAACGGAGCUGGAAAUGCAGAUGGCGUGCAACCUGCGCGAAUUUAAGGAAUUCAUUGAUAACGAAAUGAUCAUCAUCCUGGGCCAGAUGGACAGCCCCACGCAGAUCUUCGACCACGUCUUUCUGGGUUCGGAGUGGAACGCCUCCAAUCUGGAAGAUUUGCAAACCAGAGGGGUGCGGUAUAUUCUGAACGUCACUCGUGAGAUCGAUAAUUUCUUCCCGGGAGUUUUCGAAUACCACAAUAUCCGAGUUUACGACGAAGAAGCGACGGAUUUGCUGGCUUACUGGAACGACACCUACAAAUUCAUCUCCAAAGCAAAGAAGAACGGCUCCAAGUGUCUAGUCCACUGCAAGAUGGGGGUCAGCCGGUCGGCCUCCACCGUGAUUGCCUACGCCAUGAAGGAGUACGGCUGGAACCUCGACCGGGCCUACGACUACGUGAAGGAGCGCCGCAGCGUCACCAAGCCCAACCCCAGCUUCAUGCGCCAGCUGGAAGAAUACCAGGGCAUCCUCCUGGCCAGCAAGCAACGUCACAACAAACUCUGGCGGUCACACUCCGACAGCGAUCUCUCGGACCACCACGAGCCCAUCGGCAAGUCAGGCAUGGAGGUCAGCAAAAAGGAAAUAACCACCUCGGCCGACCGCAUCUCCGACAACAAGUCUUCCAGCAGCCUGGUACCCGUGCCCAUGGGGAUCGCCGCCAGCCCCCACGGAGCCUUGCUGUGCCAUUUGGGCUCCGGGCCUUUGGCGAACCAUCCGGGCAAAGAGAGAGUGAUCCAGUUGCAAAUCGCGCCCCGAGACUUCGACGCCGAGCAGAUGGAAGAUCAGCUGAAUUUGAACAACCUCAACGGGUGCCCGUCCGGCUGCUGUCCGGCGGAGUCCGAAUCGCCCCUCGACAACUGCAACCCAUCCGAGACCUUACUUCAGCAAGGGGGUACCUUGAAACCGGCCGGCGGGUUCCCGGAUUUGGCGGUGUCUGAUUUGGAAAACGACGCCCUCAAGUCCGGCGACGGGAACGUCCACCUGGUGCCCAUGGAAGAGUUGGAGUCCUGCUUGCGAGAGACGCCCAGCCCGCCCGCCAACCUUUCUCAGCCGGAGGAAGAGGAGGAGGAGGAGGAAGAAGAGGAGGAGGAGGAGGAGGAGGAGGAAGAAGAAGCAGCCACGGCCGGAGACUUCGGCACGGAUCGGAUCGACUUCUUCAGCGCUUUGGAGAAGUUUGUGGAGCUCUCGCAGGAGAAGAGGCCGCAGGCAUCAUCCAAGGUGGAAGAUCUGGGCAACGGGAGGAAUGGGACCCCCCGGGUCUCAGGCUUGGAGCUGCUGCCUUGCGAUCCCACCGAGCAGGGCCAGCGAAGUGCCUCUGCGGGCAGCUCCCCACAGGUCUCGGAGGCCUUGUCUCUGGAGGAGGAGCAGCUGAAGCUCUCGGAACCAGAGCCUCCCAUGGGCCUGAUCCGCUCCCAUUCCCCCAUUGUCUCGGUCAAAGAGAUCAUUACAGAGAUUGAGUCCAUCCAUCAGGGGGGAUCCCAAGGACCCACCAAGGCAGAGACCGGCAACAACCCACUCCCAACGCCCAAGAGAACCCUCCUUCACGAGACCCCAGCCGAGGCGACCUGCAUUUUGGACAGCAAGCUCGGGAAGGCUGAGGAGGCAGCAGAUGUGGCUGGAUCAGUCCCAAAAGAAGCUGUUCGAGAACCGUUGAAACCAGAAUCCGAAGGGUCUUUGUUGCCCCCAAUGCUCGCUUCUAAGCCAGACAUGGAGGGAAGGGGCUCAGCCGAAGACCCCACAGAAGUCCGAGUCCUCCCUGGGCCCAAAUGGUGUCCCGGUUCUGUCCGACGGGCCACUCUGGAGUUUGAAGAGCGUCUACGGCAGGAGCAGCAAGAUUUGCAGCACGUUUCUCCAGUUGUCCUUUUCCCCGUCCGGAAGAAUUCCCGGAAUGAGUCCGAUCCGGGCGCAAAGAGCAGGAACGACGAUACAUCUCAGGAGCCGACCCAGCUCUCGAGAAGUAAGGAGGUCUCAAGAACAGGAAGCAGCUCCGAGACGGGGACCAUCUCCGAACCACCACCGCCGUCAGAACCUUCUCGUCCACCGGAAGUCCCUGCGGAGGUGCCAGGAGUGGCUCGCGAACACCGGAUGGUGCUUUGGAUGGAGGGUGACGAGGGACCUCCUCUGCUCAGCCCCCUCCCCAAGAGAAUCGAGAUCAUCGAAUACACGCCUGCCUUGCCUGGCACAGAGGGGGUCGAGAAGGUUAUCACCGCCCGGACCCCAGAGAAAACCGUGGAUGAAAACUGCAACACUGCUUUCUGCUCGGAGACUCCUGGAUGCAGCCCAGAUUUGUCCAGGACACCAGAACAGGAAGGCGGCCCCUUCAGCGAAGCCAUCUUCUCUUGGGGAAGCUCAAAACAGAUGGACAAGGAGGAGGGGGAAACUGGGGCACCGUCCAUCCUUGCAACCCCCUCAUCUUCAGCCAACCAGGCAAGACACUCCCCUCCACCCUCUUCAUGUCAAAAGUACCGUCUCGGUCUGGAGGGGGUCACUCAGGACAGCACAAGCACUGAGCCUGAGCCGGCUCCCUCACGGGGCUAUGCUGGAAAUGGGCACUUCUCCCUGGAGGAGAGGGGAAGGGGUUUCCUGCCCUGGACAUGCUGGACCCCCAAUCUGGGAAAAAAUCCUCCGGGCGUCCCCUCAGCCCGUCCUCUUCGCUGCUCUCUCCCUCGCCGUUCCAGCUGCGACGGCUGCGCCAAAGACAGCAGCCAGGGGACAGGCCUGGUCAAGCAGCUGGCGAAAGAACUGGAAUCCCGCCUGCGGCAAGCCGGACUCACCGCACCAUCUCAAAUGAAACGCUCGGCGUCUUUAGCCAAACUGGACUGUCUGGGCUCGCUGAAGGACGACUUGCCCCGCGGCUGCUGCCUCCCCGCCGGCGCCAGACUCGUCUCACCGGAAUCUCUCCGGAUCCCCACGCCAGAUCCGGCCAUCUCCUCUCUGACCCUCCUGUCUCCUGAACCCACCAGGCAUUUGGUGGAACCGGUCAAGCUGUGGGAGUGCCUGGCCCUGAGCCGGCCGGUGGAACGGCCCCUGGCUCAGUUCGCCCAAGAUUUCACCCGGACCUGUGGCCCCCCGGAAGAAACAUGGACUUGGGGCCACGGCCUGGUGCAGCCAGCCACGCACGCUCGAAAUCCCCCCGCCAGAACUCGGCUGCCCAGGAAAUUAAAAAAAUCCAACGAGCGGAAACGAACCACCAACCCCGUCUAUAAUACGAUGUGACCCCUGCCUCAGUGUCCCCUCCCGUCUCUUCCCCCUUUCUCCUCCCUCCCCACUUCAAAUUUUUCACAGUCCCUCGCAGAUGUAAUAUAUACCGAAACAUGCACUUUAUUAGUUAGGUUGUUUUUUUUAUAUAUAUAUAUAUAUAUAUAUAUAUAUAUAUAUCUGUUCUUUUAUUUGUACGGUUCCUCCGUUUUUGCAUGUACAUUUUCAAGGUGGCUGAAAUUCGAAUUUAAAAAGAAAACAAAACACCAACCUCCAUUCGUGCGAGUGACUGCGAGAUGACCCCGUGGCGUUUUUUGUGUGUUGUUUUAUUUCGGUUUUGUUUUUCAUUGGGUGGUUGUUUUUUUUCCCCUAUGAAAAUAUUUUACCUCUAUUUUUUUUUCCAGCUUUGUCUUAAAAGAGCACCCUUUCUUUGCAAAACCAGAGGCCGCCAGUUUUAUGUUUCCGCCAUCCAAGUCAUCACCUUUGCAGGGUUGGCCAGCAAAGCCCCGGUCUGCUAAUUUGGGCGGGGGGCUCACAAGAGGCCCCCCCAAAUCUCACCUCCUGGAGCCCCUGGAUCCAAACAGCUGUGAAGUUUGUAUUUCUCUCUGCUCCCCACCCCUCAGAUGUCCAGUAGAAGCCACAACAUUGUCGUCCACACAGAAGGACAAUAUUGUGCCCGUAGUGCCACUGAACUGCACAACGCUGCCCUCUGUGGGCCCCCAAAAGGACCAUCCUGAUGUAUUUAAGUAGGGGGUGCAACCCCCACUCCCCCCACAGGGCUGUCAGCUGGAGCGGGCAAUCCUCCGAGCCUUGCCCCCCCCCCCCCGAUUUUCUCCCCUCCUUCCCCAAGCAGCCCCCCAGCCUUGGUGCCCCUUCCUUUGGGAACAUCUGCCCACUUCUGCAGCUGGCAGGGCAGGGUCUGUCUGUCCCCUGUGCGCCCACCCACCCACCCACCUACCCAAAGGCCUGUCCAAUAGAGCGGUCAUUCUGGAGCAUUCUCGCACAUCCGCGUGCGAGUACACAAGCACAACCUCUCUUAACUCCCCAAGAAAUCCCUUCCCUUUUUGAGCGGCAAAAAAAAGAGGGAUUUAAAAAUUGGGCUGUUCUUUUUUUAAAAAAUUUUUAUUUUAUUUUAUUUUCCAGAACGGGUGUUCUUUUAAGACGGGCAUCGAAAAGGCAUCUGACCUUCCAGUUACUUGAAUAAAACAGUGGGCCUUCUCAAAACUCGCCCUCCAUCUCCGUUUCCUUUCUCUCCACUGUGCAAAGCUCUUGAAGGGGGGGGGGUUGUGGGUCGUGAGGGGGGGGGGUCUCUCCUUGCCUUCCCGCUCUCCCCCCCCCCCCCGCCCCCAGAAUCCCCGUCAAGCCAUUUUGAUAAGAGCCCAGAUAUGAAUGAAUUAGGGUAAAGGGUUCACCCCCAGCUUCUCCUGGUCCUCUUCUCCCAGCUUCGUGUCACCAAAACGGGGGGCAGGAGAGGAAAUAUUGUGUGUGCGUUUGCGUGUUUGUGUUUCUGUACAUAAUAGGACUUGUUAUAAAUGAUGUGUGUGUGUGGGGGGGAGAUUUUUAUCCUCCCCCCCCCCCCCCCGUUUGCUCUACGUCGAAAGAUUUAACAUCUCUUCCGUAAACUGGAAAACCCGUUUCCCCCCCCCUCCCCAUCUCCCCCACCCCGUUUAACCGAAUUGUCUCCCGUUAUUUGCACAACCCUUCAGGAUCAGGCUGUUCUGUUUUAACUUCUCUCGGAUGGUUACCGACUGCUUUGUUUUUUUAAAAAAAAGACAUUUGAAAAGUAGAGGUUUCUCGUUUUUUGGUUGUUGUUUUUUUGGUGUUUUUUUUGCCAACUGGUGCCAAAACGCAUGUGAGGUGUGUCUUUUUUUUAAAGUCCUUUUUUUUUUUUUUUGCCUUUUCAUCGACCCGUUGGGUUACCUGUCUCGUGUCGGUUCCCUCCGAAGAACGUCGCCUUCCCUGGUGUUCUUCGUGGAGGUGGGUGUGAUGUGGUCCCUUCCUUUUCCUUUUCCAUUUUUGUGUUUUCCUUCUGGAAAUCAGGGUGUUUGAAAUCAGGGGUCUCCGACCUUGGCAACUUUAUGACUCGUGGACUUCAACUCCCAGAAUUCCUCAGCCAGCUUCGUUGAAGCCCACGAGUCAUAAAGUUACCAAGGUUGGAGACCCCCGUUCUAAAGUGUGUGUCAGUAACACUUCCAAUGGCGUGGAGUGUAUUAAUGCACUGAACGGGUUCCUCCUCCUUAACAGCAGCCCAAAAAAAAAUCGGGAUUUUUAGAAACCUGGCGGGCGAGGAGAGUCAGUCGGUCGGUCUCUGUCGUUUCAUUUUUUUAGAAAAAAAAUAAUUGUUUAUUUCUUUAGAAGGCCAAGAAACUACAUCCAAAAGAUCUGUAUUUUCUGCGUCAUGCAUAUUUUUUUUUUAUUAUUCCCUUUCUGGGCUCUGUAAAUCUUUAGACCAGUUCAGGACCAAAAACUUGAGGCCCAGAAAGAGAUUUGAAGAGCAUUCUGUGGGGAUUGCACCCCAAAACUGUCUGGGAAAAGGGGCACCCAGCUCUUCUUCUCUUGGGGCUUAUGAUAGGUUUAAGCAGGGCACUUGAAAUGCUCCAUCGACUUCCCAGAUCAGGAGGGUGCCCCUCGGUGGAAGGUUUAGGGGGUCUGUACCCCCUUUUCGUAAAAGUCUCUUCACUCCUGAGUCUUAACUUGAAUGAUGAGCAGAUCAUUGUAGCUCAGUUUGGACAGAUUUUGGGGGUAGUGUAGAGAGAAUGUCAAGAGUUAGUUUUGGCAGAAGUACCCCUUUUCCCCCAAAAAAACCCAGCUAGAUGCCUACACCCCUUAAUUGUGAGGUGGGAGCUUCUCUGUGCUGGAAUGGGACAAUUCGCUGUGGUCUUCUUGCCCACACAGCCAACCUGGCAUGACCGUCUCGCCACGGCCAACUUGCCGCGAGAAACAAUUCCGCGCGGGAUAACUCAAUGCGAUGCAGGAUACCCGCCACCGUUUCUUCAACAUGACAUCAACAAAAAUGAAUGUCGAAGAAACGGCGGAGGAUAACAUCGCGUUGAGUUAUCCCGCCUGGAAUUGUCUCACGGCAAGUUGGCUGCGGCGAAUUGUCCUGGACCCUUCUUUGACUACCUCCAGCCCAUCUGACCACUGGAGUGGAGGCAGGGGUGGUAUUCACUUAUUUUCCCUACCAGUUUGCAAAUGUGCGCGCGCCUCAAAUGUCCGUAUCUGUGCUUCCGCACAUGCACCUGGCCUCAAAAAAAAUGACUAAAUAAGAUGGCACAGAGUCGGGACCACUCGCAGGGCCACCUGCAAUUUCCGCUACCAGUUCGGCUGAAUCGGUCCGAACCGGCUGAAAUGAAAAUCCUCAGCAUAAUCCAUCAUCCUCGUUGCUCCUGGGUGGGUCAAAAAUCCAGCGUUGCCUGGAGAAAUUCCCCCCCCCCCUUUGGAGCAGAGGCAAAUUCAGGAAUUCUUCUCCGACCCAGAAAUCCCUCUCCGAUCGGUGGUUGCGCUGGAGACGUUUAUUUCCGGGCUGCUUAAGAAUUAAUCCUUGAUUUUUCUGCAUCCUUCAGAAAGGAAGGCAUUAAUUGGAUCUCGGGGUCUCCCCACCGGAUUCAACCAGCUCCCAGUUUUUUCUCGCACUGAUGCCAAAAGACGGAGAUGUCUGAGUCUCUCCCUAUCCUACAGUUUUGUUUUUAUUUUAUAUUUCUCGGCGGCCCCUUUCUUCCCUGCAGGGGGUGAAUUUAAGAUCGCACCAUCCAGUGUAUUAUACCCAAGAAUGAGAAUUGGUGGGUCUGUCUUUUGGGGGGAGGGGACAUGGAGCCCCGAAUUAUUCACCUCCGUUUCUUAAGCCGUCGUCAGGGUCUCUUCUGGAAGCAAAACGUGUGCCUUGCAGCUCCUUGGAGGGGGGUUAUUUCUCUUUUGGGGGAGGGGAGCACCCUCCAUUCCUCUGCUCUCUUUCAGUUGCACCCCCCGACUCCGCUGGUCCCAGGCAUCAAAAGUCUGCAAUCUUGGGGAGACAGCUUCUCCCCCCCCUCCAAUUCCCUUCCUUUUUUCUCACGAUCUAAAACCAAGAGGUCUGGAAAAACUUUGUGCAUUUGUUUAAGCGCUUUGUUGCCGUCUGCUUGCAACUUUCAUUAUGUUGAUGACAACUCAUGCUGAUUGGAAGCAUUGCUGAGUUUUGUUUUGUUUUUUUCUUUAAGGGAUGGGGGUGCUAUUUUCUUCUUCUUCUGGUCUUCUGUCCUGGCUCCUCUCUUUGCAUUCAGAAGGUAUGCAGAUUGGGGGGGGGUGCAUCCCCUCCUUCCAGUGGUCCCCAUUUUCUUGCCCCCCCAACCCUCAAUUUUUACGUUGUACUGUCUUGUAGAGUUUUGCUGGGGGUGGGGAGGCCAGAAUGGAUGCUUACGGGACACACAAACACACACACACUCGGCAGGUGUGUGAGCUCCAUCUGUACUGAAAGUGUGAACGGUGAUAACGUAAUGAGUACAGCAGUUUUGGUCCCUUUAAGGGGCGUGGUGGACUUCAACUUCCAGAAUCCCCUUGGCUCUGGGGGAUUCUGGGAGCUCUUAAAAGGACCAAAAUUGAGAAAUGCUGCGACUCAACUUCUCCUGCUACAUUUCUAGCUGUGUUACCACAGCCCCUUUGUGAGUCCCCCCCCCACAACAGCUGAGCAUCCUCAGCCUUUCAAAACCACCCAAGAGUGGGUAGGUGGGGGGCUUUACCGUUCCCCCCAAAACGGGUGUCCGAAAUCAUAACCCUGAGUCCCAUCUUCCUCUCGAUUCUCAACGGCCACUCCGACACCUAUCCAGACCAAAAAAUGACCCCCUUCAACAGGCAGGAAAGGAAGCAUACCACCCCACCCUGCCAUGUUUCCUCCCCCUCCCCGAUGUUUUGGGGGAUGUGCGGGGAGGGGUCUUUCUCAUCAGGGCUGUUUGUGUGGCACAUCUCAUCCAGGGAGAAUUCAUUUUUGCAAAGGCUCCCUGACACAGGCGUUGCUCCGAGUGGCAGUUGGCAGGGAGUGAUCCAUCCAUCUUUUGGAAUCGGGGGUGGGUGGGUAAGCUGUGGUCUUCUCCAAGUGGGGGUUUGCGGGAGGCAUCCUGGCCAUCUGAAAAUUGGGGGUCUCUUUAUCUACCACAUGCCCCUGCUCACGUGGGGUGGGGUGGGGUCUCCCCAGCAACUUCAGGACUGGGAAACGGGUGCGGGGGGGAGAAACCAUGCUCAUCCCCCACUUUUUCCUUUCCAUCCUGUCUUCUCCCCCCCACCAUCCAUGGGGCUCCCUGACUCUCCCAGGGACUUCUGAGAUAGGCUGCCCGGACACAAGGAUACUCGGCUGUUUUUAAAUGUGAACUCCCACCCUUGACGGGGGCUGACCCGAUGUUCUUGUUACUGAAUAAAUUUUUAUUUUGAGAA
This is a messenger RNA of Ahaetulla prasina, 9975 nucleotides long. It is a transcript of the gene SSH2, whose product is annotated as slingshot protein phosphatase 2. Gene Ontology annotation, cellular component: cytoplasm. Gene Ontology annotation, biological process: negative regulation of actin filament polymerization; protein dephosphorylation; actin cytoskeleton organization. The record is from RefSeq and is a predicted model, not a curated record. The transcript has 14 exons. NCBI's taxonomy places the organism in Eukaryota, Metazoa, Chordata, Lepidosauria, Squamata, Colubridae. The coding region runs from base 1 to 4593 and encodes 1530 amino acids. Gene Ontology annotation, molecular function: actin binding; protein tyrosine/serine/threonine phosphatase activity.